Manduca sexta (tobacco hornworm) is the source of this 1407-nucleotide messenger RNA. Its product is annotated as SOX domain-containing protein dichaete-like. The transcript has a single exon. Bases 93 to 833 code for a protein of 246 amino acids. NCBI's taxonomy places the organism in Eukaryota, Metazoa, Arthropoda, Insecta, Lepidoptera, Sphingidae. Gene Ontology annotation, biological process: anatomical structure morphogenesis; cell differentiation; regulation of DNA-templated transcription. Gene Ontology annotation, molecular function: RNA polymerase II cis-regulatory region sequence-specific DNA binding; DNA-binding transcription factor activity, RNA polymerase II-specific. The record is from RefSeq and is a predicted model, not a curated record.
UCUCCGACGCGACACAAUCACUUCAUCAGUGCUCAUUCACCAUUGUGCCAUACAGAGCUAAUGCUCUAACAGAAACGUUCAACAAACUUAACAUGUCGACCCUCAGUCAUCACCCGUACGCGUUUUCCAUGCAUCCCGGGAUGCUGCCCGACUAUCCCAGCGCGCCGCAGCAGAUCCCGGCUACCUCGCCGCAGUCCGAGGGACAUAUCAAGAGGCCCAUGAAUGCGUUCAUGGUGUGGUCUCGGCUGCAGAGACGUCAGAUCGCCAAGGAUAACCCGAAGAUGCACAACUCCGAGAUAUCGAAGCGGCUCGGCGCCGAAUGGAAGUUGUUAUCCGAGAUGCAGAAGCGGCCUUUCAUCGACGAGGCGAAGCGGCUGCGCGCCCUGCACAUGAAGGAGCACCCUGACUACAAGUACAGGCCGCGCAGGAAGCCCAAGCCCCCGACGCAGGGAGGUGCGCCCGGAGCCGGCGCGUUCCCGAGCUUCCCGCUGCCAUAUUUCGCCGGCCCGGCGCCGACGGUGGGCCCGCUCGACGCGCUGCCGUACCCGGCGGUGCCGCCGUACUUCCCGCACCAGCUGGACCACCUGCAGUUCUCGAAGCUGAUGGCGCCGACGGCGGAGAAGCUGCCGACGGUGUCGUCGUCGGCGGCGGCGGUGGUGUCCUCGUUCUACUCGUCGCUGUACACGUCGCCGGCGGCGCCGCCGAAGCCGUUCUCGUCGCCGCUGUUCCACCAGUACGGCGCGGCGCCCUCCUCGCCGGUGUCGCCCGUCACUCCCACGCAGCACAGCCCGCACGACGACCAGCUCAGGCGGCCCGUCUCCGUCAUAUAUUGAAGACCAACCUGCCUGCCUUGAAGGAGCCAGCUCCGGACAGGUGCGGCAAUGUGGUUACCAGAGACUGUGUUAAAGACAAUCGAUUAUUUAUUCGUUAACAAUAAUGUAUAGAGUAUAGAGUUGGCGUGUCUCGUGUCACGCGGUUGUACAUAUGUCUGCGCCGGUCGUGUUUAAGCUGUGAUUUUCGUUUUCGACGCGAUCUGACCGAAGGUAACGUUGUUUCGCCGUUCAUGUGAAGUGAGAUUGGUACCAAAAAGAGAUUAUUUUGUCGUAGGUGAUUACAGUUAGCCGGUUAGAUAGAUGAUAAUGUAUUACUUUAGUUCUCUGUUGAUUUUGUUUGUUUCGGUGUCACUUCGCAGUCGAGUUUCUUCGCUCCAAUUAAUUGUAACGUGUAUUAAUUUAUUGGUUUCAAGUUGUAGAUGUAACUGUAAGUGAAUAGUUGUGUUGAUUGUAAGUUAGUGCGUGUAUAUAUUAGUGUUGAUAAGUAUUCGGUGUCAGUACCAACGAUGUAUGAUAGUAUUACAAGAAACAAAUUUGUUAAUGCCAUAAUAAACACUAAAUUGUUUUUAUUUUA